Aureococcus anophagefferens is the source of this 1296-nucleotide messenger RNA. RefSeq lists its product as hypothetical. NCBI's taxonomy places the organism in Eukaryota, Pelagophyceae, Pelagomonadales, Pelagomonadaceae. The record is from RefSeq and is a predicted model, not a curated record. The transcript has a single exon. The coding region runs from base 1 to 1296 and encodes 431 amino acids.
AUGGCUGUGCGCGACGCAUCGGGGACGCUGCCCCAGCGGAGAUCGGCGCGCGCGCUGCGCAAGGCCGAGCGGCGGCUCGUCGCAGGCAUCGCCGAGGCCCGCGACGAUCCCAUUUCCGACGAUGAAUGGCUCCACUGCCUCGAACUCACGCUGUCGGAGGACCGCGACGACACGCUGGUCAUGCUGCCCGGCUACGGCCUCGGCGCCGGCGCGUUCACAAUGGUGCUCCGCGACCUCCAGGCCCAGGGCGCCGGCGCCACCUUCGGCCGGGCCGUCGCGCUCGAUUGGCCCGGCACGGGCCUCGCGUCGCGCUUCGACCGGCGGAACCUCUCGCUGAAGGAGCUCGUCGACUACGCCGUCGAGCGCCUCGAGGCCUGGCGCGCGCGGCGCGGCUUCGAGCGCGUCACGCUGCUGGGCCACUCGCUCGGCGGCUACCUGGCGUUCUGCUACUGCGAGCGCUACGGCGCGAGUGUCGCGCGGCACCUCGUGCUCGCGUCGCCGCUGGGCGUGCCGACCUACCCGGCCUGGCGCGAGCCGCCCGUGUCCGAGGCCGCCUGGCUCGCGCGGAAGCAGCGCGACCUCGAGGAGGGGCGGCGCGCGCGGACGGCCUUCGACGGCUCGGGAAGUUCGAAGGUCCGCGCGUUGUUCCGGGUCCUCGCGUGCUGCGCGCUCGGCCCCUGCGCGCUCGUCGGGAACGCGUGCUCCCGGAAGCGCGCGGCGGACGUGUCCGCGCCGCUGACGAACGUCGUCGGCCAGUUGCGGUGCGGCUGCCUGCGGCGCCUCGCGGCGAAUACCGUGGGCAUGGCGAAGUUCAAGCGGAACGGCCAGUGGGCCGGCGGCCUCAAGCCCAGGUUCGCGGACUACGUCGACGCCUUCGCGACGCACUGCGCCUACGAGUCGUUCGGCGAGUACUUUUACGAAAAGUGCGUGAUCGGCUACUCCUACGGCACGUUCUGGGCGCGCGAGCCGCUCGGCGGCGACGCCGUCGAGAUCCCCUUCGUCGACGGCGCGCUCCCGAAGCCGCCCUUCGGCGGGAGGCCGUCGUCCGGGCGGCUCCAGGCCUUUUUGCGCGCGCGCGACGCGGCGAACGACGGCUUCCGCUGCUCCUUCUUCUUCGGCUGCGAGGACUGGAUCGACUGCCGCGUCGUCGUCGACGCCGCGCGCGGCGCCGCGUGCGUCAACGGCCCCACGGGCGGCGCCAUGCACCGCAUCGAGCGGUGCGCCCACCAGUCCAUGGUCGACCACCCCGCGGCCUUCGCGCGGGCCGUCCUGCUGCUGUCGCGGGGCGCCGCGUGA